CUUGACUCACGCCAUCAGACAUGUCAACAGUGCUCUGCCCCGAGUUGGCUCCGCCCACUGGGAUGAUGGAUGCUCCCUGCUGUUUUUAACCUCCCCCACCACUCAGACACUCACGAAAUGGACACCUUCGCCCCUCCUACCGAACCGCGUCGAAGCCGGUCAAGAGGUAAAUCACCUGCCAGAGCGAUGCGGCUGCAAUCAACGCGAGACUACGCCAUCGGCAUCGGUCUUCUACUCUGCGUCGUGUUUCUAUGGACCUUCUCGAACUUCCUGACACAGUACAUGUAUCAAGGCGGAUACGAAAAGCCGUUCCUUGUAACAUACUUGAAUACCAGCUCCUUUGCGCUCUACCUUAUACCUGUAUUCUUGAAGAGGUGGUGGCGGAAGCGGAACGGAUGGGAUGAAGAACUCUCCAGGUCGCAAUACCAACCGUUAGCUGUGGACCCCGAGACAGGAGAACGAUCCAUUGACGAGGUUCCCCCCACAAUUCCGGACUCGGAACCAUUGACACAACGCGAGACUGCACACCUGGCAUUGCACUUCUGCUUUCUAUGGUUCAUCGCGAACUGGACGGUGAACGCUGCGCUAGACUACACUAGUGUCGCCAGCGCCACAAUCUUAUCCAGCAUGAGUGGAUUCUUUACUCUAGGUAUCGGGAGAAUUUUCCGGGUGGAAUCGCUGUCUUUGGCCAAGAUAGGCGCGGUCAUCACCAGUUUCACUGGCGUCAUCCUGGUAUCGCUGUCCGAUUCCGUUUUACCCCAACAACCUGCUGGAGCAGCAUCGCGCCCUCUGGCCCAUUCGGCUUACAUUGCACCCCGACCGGUGCUGGGAGAUGUCCUGGCUCUCACAUCAGCUUUUUUCUAUGCACUGUAUGUCAUCUUGCUGAAAGUGCGGAUUCGGACCGAAUCCCGGGUGGACAUGCAACUAUUCUUUGGGUUCGUCGGCCUGUUCAACAUCAUAGCCGGAUUCCCUGCUGCACUUUUGUUGAGCUGGAUUGGUGUCGAGCAACUGGAGCUCCCUGGUAAAGCUUCCAUGGCCGCCUUGGUCGUCAACAUGGCGAUCACUUGGUCAAGUGACUAUCUCUAUGUUCUUGCCAUGCUCAAGACGACGCCGCUCGUUGUCACCGUUGGUCUGUCAUUGACCAUCCCAAUCGCAGUCCUGGGCGAUUUCCUCUUGGGGCGAUUCACUAGAGGACAAGUGUUCUUCGGCGCAUUGCUGGUUUUAUUGAGUUUUGCAGUCGUCGGAUUAGACAAUGAGAAAGUGCGGCACGGCCCACAGCUCGAAGAGGAACUGUUAGAUGAGAACGAGGAGUAAUGUAGUUUACGUCAUCGGCUGUAAAGAUCAAGGCGCCUCUUAAAUUGCAUUUUCUGCUCCUCACGAUGGUUGGUCCUAAAAGGCACUAUCGUUCCGCUGUUCACUGAACAUAUCGAAAUCGGUGCUGAGUUCGACUCUGCGGUACGCUACCCGAUCUAUGGCAGCCGCGCAGACCAUGAUAUAGAUAGGCCGCAGAUUUGCUGCAGGGUC
Molecule: messenger RNA, 1524 nt
Organism: Mycena citricolor
Lineage: Eukaryota; Fungi; Basidiomycota; Agaricomycetes; Agaricales; Mycenaceae
Source: the annotation of a GenBank genome assembly